Meloidogyne enterolobii is the source of this 1890-nucleotide messenger RNA. The record is from the annotation of a GenBank genome assembly. NCBI's taxonomy places the organism in Eukaryota, Metazoa, Nematoda, Chromadorea, Rhabditida, Meloidogynidae.
AUGAUCACCAAUAUUUUAUUAAAUAAAUUAAUUUUUUAUGUACUAUUUUUAUUAAUUAAUUUAAUUUCUUCUACUUCAAUUGCACCAAAUUUUAGAAUUGAUUGUGCUCCUAUACCGGGAGAAAAUAAAUUCAAAUGUUUAGAACGAGGAUGUAUUUGGGAUGAUAAUUAUGAUAAAUAUCAUUCUUCUGUUCCUCUUUGCUAUUUUCCACCAAAGACUGGAUAUCGGAUUCAAAAACGUUUAACCAAAAAUAAAUUAUUAUUAGAAAGAACUAAAGGAGCCAGAAAUCCUUACGGGGAAGAUUUUAAAUUAUUGGAAUUUGAAGUUGAAGAGAUUUCUUCUGCUCUUUAUGUUAAAAUUGGACAUGAUAAACGUUUUAUUCCUCCAAUCGAAUUAAACUUAAAUUCAAAAAUUGAAACAUCAAAAGAAGAUAAAUUAAAUAUUGAAAUAUUCCCUCAAUUUAAACAAAAAUUGAAUGGUCUGAGUGAUUCUGAUGAAUUUUUUUCUUUUAAUAUUGUUAGGAAUAAAACAAAAAUAUGGGAUACUUCUAUCGGGGGCCUUCUUUUUGCUGAUCAGUAUAUUCAAAUAGCUACUUAUUUACCUAGUGAUAGAAUAUAUGGAUUUGGAGAAAGUCCACAUCAGUCAUUAAAACAUGAUUUUUCAAAAUAUACAACUUGGGGAAUGCUUGGUAGAGAUCAACCACCAGAUUAUUACAACCCCAAUUCGGCCAAUUUAUAUGGUGUUCAUCCAUUUUAUAUUGGAUUAGAAUCAAAUGGAAAGGCACACGGAGUUUUAAUUUUAAAUUCAAAUGCACAGGAGAUAACUACGGGACCUGGGCCACACUUAAUUUAUAGAACAAUUGGCGGGAGACUCGACAUUUUAUUUUUGCCAGGACCUACCCCAGAACAGGUUAUCCAACAAUUUCAACAAAUAAUUGGCCGCCCUUGUAUGCCUGCUUAUUGGGCAUUAGGCUAUCAAUUUAGUAGAUUUGGAUAUAAAGGUUUGGAUGAUUUAAAACAAACAAUAAACAGAAUGAUUAAUGCUAAAAUACCUAUUGAUGUUGUUUUUGCUGAUAUUGACUAUAUGGAACGUUAUAAGGAUUUUAGUGUUGAUUCUGAGAAAUGGGUAGCAAUGAAAGAAUAUAUUAAUUAUUUACAUGAUAAAGGGCUCCGAUUUGUUCCAAUUGUUGAUCCAGCAAUACAGGUUAAUUAUGAUGUUUUUGAAAGAGGAAUUAAAAGUGGAGCUAAAUUUGUUGAAUGGGAACGUUUUGAUCAAGUUCAAAAUUCUAUACAGAAAUUAUAUCCUUUAACUAAAUCAACAAAAAUAAUGCUGGGAAUUGUUUGGCCUGAUAAACAUGUUGCUUUUCCUGAUUUUUUCGAUUUUGACAGAGAAGGCAAAACACAAAAAUGGUGGAUUGACGAAAUAAAGAGAUUUCAUGACAUAUUACCUUUUGAUGGUCUUUGGAUUGAUAUGGAUGAACCUUCAAAUUUUGCAACAAAUCAACAAGCAAAAGAAAAAGGCUUAGAAACAUUAAAAUGUCCAAUGAAUGGACCUGAUUCUAAAUAUGAUAAUCCUCCAUAUAAGACAAUAAGUGUUUAUCAAUGGAAAAGUUUUCUUAGUGAAAAAACUCUUUGUAUGCUUGGUAGAACUAGAGGGGGAGAUUAUAAUUUAUAUGAUACGCACAAUUUAUAUGGAUUGGCUGAAACUAUUGUUACUCGAAAAGCUUUGGAAUCAGCAACAGGCAAAAGAGGGGAAUUAAUUUCACGGUCAACAUUUAUCGGUUCUGGUAAAUAUGGAAGUCAUUGGAGUGGGGAUAAUUCUGCUAAAUGGACUGAUCUUCGGGCUUCCAUAAUUAGCGUUAUUGAAUUUAAUAUUUUUGGUGGUUUUUAA